Messenger RNA from Brassica oleracea var. oleracea, 438 nucleotides. RefSeq lists its product as uncharacterized. NCBI's taxonomy places the organism in Eukaryota, Viridiplantae, Streptophyta, Magnoliopsida, Brassicales, Brassicaceae. The record is from RefSeq and is a predicted model, not a curated record. The coding region runs from base 1 to 438 and encodes 145 amino acids. The transcript has a single exon.
AUGUGCCCCUUUGCGAAGAAAGUAUGGAGUAAAAUUCCCCUUAAAGAAGCAGUUCACAUAGCUGCCACCGAGAACCUCAAAUCAGUUAUGGUCCGAUUCCGCUCAGUGGUGUGUCUACCACCAUCUGGAGUACCAAACGCCAUACUCCCAUGGGUGUGUUGGUCAAUAUGGAAAGAUCGAAACUCUUUCAUCUUCGAAGGGGAAUGCGCACAACCUGAAGACAUCGCAACCAGGGGUAUUGCUUUAGCAAGAGAAUGGAACGAAGCACAAUUUUCAGAUAUUAAAGUGCAGAGUACCCUUACAACGAUGCAGAACAACAAAUCAAGAGGCCUUCCACAACCUAAUCAUCGGGUCUCGAUCUGUAUGACAGACGCCUCAUGGGAUGCGGCUCGGUCUAGGGCAGGAUUAGCGUGGAUCCUGAAGGGACCUUUGGGCUAG